AUUCCUCGGUAGACAUUCGAACGGGAACGGUGUUUGGCUCUGCUGCGAUAGUGUGAACAGUGAACCUCUGUGAACGCGGUGAGAUCGAAAUCGAUUAGUAUCUUUCCGGUCCGGUGCAGUUUGGAGGAUGCAGAAAUAGCCAGCCACUUUCGCUACGCGUUAUCAGUGUGUACAGCGAAAAGCGCGCGUGUCUCGUUCGAUCAUGCCAAAUGUGAUAGCGAGUUUGGGGCGAGUGAUUUGAACGAUGCGCUAGACGGGGAACAUGUUCGUGAGCCGUGUACAAGAAAAGUUUGAUUGAGCUGCGUGGUGAAGGUGGAUCGGAAUUCCACCACGAGGAGGAGGAUCAGGAGGAGGGAAGCGCCCUUUUUGCAGCAAAAAAAAAACACAUAAUGUUGAGUGAAAAGUGUUGUAGCUGGUCGUGCGAUGAGCUGGGAUGAAUUGAGCGCAACGCGAUGCAUCUCUGUGCGAUUGGGUGAACAGACCAACCGAACCCGAGUGUCCCGUGUGUAUGUGGGUGUGUCUAUGCGUGUGCGCAAAAGGAUAAACAACGCAACAGAUUUCGUACAGUGACAUAAUUCGCUCAAGUAACAGGAAUACAAAACAAGCAAAAGAAAUACUUAAGAAUAUGGUGAAACCGGCGGCCCGGAUAGUGAUCAAGUUUCUAGAAUUAUUAGGUUGUGUGGCGUGUGUCAUUACGAAGAUUAUCACCGACCAUGAGUCACGGCGUGUGUUUGUGCGUAACCAGAAGCUAUCGCGAGAAUGGAGCCUGAUACACAACAUAACCUGGAGCAGUGGAGGGAAUGCAUUUACCAACAUCGUCUACGGCGGAUACACGAUAGUCAUCGCACUAAUGCUAAUUACAAGAUGCGUCGAUGCCAAAUCACGUCCGACCUUGUUCGAGAAGAUUGUACUAUCGCUGGGGACACUAUUGUUUUUUGCGGCUGGUGGACUGGUGUUUGCGUCGAUAGAUCAAGUCCAUCCGGAUCUGCACGACAAUGCCAUCAUACUGGGAUGUUUGUCCUUCUUCGUGGCGAUUCUGUUCGUUAUCGAUCUGGCCGAUCCGCUGGCACGCAUGACAGCGCACAUGACACAAACGGAGACAUCUGCCCUGACCGCGAUGGAUACACCCGAUAGGGCGAUGAUGAAGAAAGAUGUGUCCACCGAUACCGAACCGACGGUAUUCGUUGUUUCCAAGGCGGAUCCCAAUAGUCACCAUCACCACAAUCAGCAUCAGCCAUUGCAUCAUCAACACCAGGAUCUGGAUCAGCGGGAUCGUCGAGAGCAUCACGAUCAGCACGACUAUCGGGAUGGAUCACCACUCAACCGAAGCGCCGAAUCCAUCGUUGAACGUAAGGUGUAUCCUUCCGCGCAGGUUCCAGUGUUUGCACACGUCCGAGCACCGGAGGAAAGUAGGCGAAUUGCUGGGAAAGAGAUAAAAUAUCUUCCACGGCAAGAUUUCCGCGAUCGGAGAAACUAUCGUGAUGCGGGUCCGGCGAGCUACGCCACAAACCGUCCCUCGACAACGAAUCAACCCAAUGGUGGGGGCCAUCAGACGCGACAGCACUCGAGCGUCCCCGGAAGCUACCACGAUAAUGAUUCGUUCGUGGAAGACAUUCAACCGUCACGCAGGAGCACCUACGUACCGGCGGACAAGUUCGAUCAGGAAGCGAUGCAGAUGAGCAGUGCACCAGCAAGCCACCAUCGUAUGAGACCACCGCCACCAGCGAAACCUUUAAACAUCAUCCGAACGAACUUUGGAUCAAACCACAGCUCACCGACCGAGUCACAGCACAGUGCGGAAUGCAGAUGCUCACAGCGCAGCACCAGUACGCGAAGGAUGGAAGACUCGGGUCGAGACGAGUUCGAUUCACCACCCAUUCGGCCCGGGUUUGUGGCGAAUGCGGCCAAAAAGUGGGAUGAUCGGGCACGGAGCAAAAGUCAACCGAUCGUUGGGUUGAACACUAUGGUGUGAGCAUCUGAACAUCUCCCUUUAGUUUAAGUGUCCUCUUUACAUCUAGAGAAACCCCUAACAAACUCUUGCGAUUAUUUCGAGCGAUAGCAAUAAAAAUCAAUAAAGGAGCAGAGCAAACUGGCGAUUGAUU
This is a messenger RNA of Anopheles stephensi (Asian malaria mosquito), 2102 nucleotides long. RefSeq lists its product as uncharacterized. The record is from RefSeq and is a predicted model, not a curated record. The coding region runs from base 626 to 1972 and encodes 448 amino acids. NCBI's taxonomy places the organism in Eukaryota, Metazoa, Arthropoda, Insecta, Diptera, Culicidae. The transcript is spliced from 5 exons.